AUGAUAGCAAAAUUUUAAGAACUAUAAGAGAAGAAAGCUUAUAUUCCAGACCAAGUAUAAAUAAAUACUAGAAGGCAUCCAAUAGCUAAUGUUUUAAUAUGUUUAUUAGUAGAUAGACUACUCCACGAAUAUCAGCAAACAAAAGUAAUUAAUUUCUUAUAGCAUCUAAAUAGAUCUUGUUAUUCGAUCAUUGA
Messenger RNA from Paramecium sonneborni, 194 nucleotides. The record is from the annotation of a GenBank genome assembly. Lineage: Eukaryota; Ciliophora; Oligohymenophorea; Peniculida; Parameciidae.